Molecule: messenger RNA, 315 nt
Organism: Acanthoscelides obtectus
Lineage: Eukaryota; Metazoa; Arthropoda; Insecta; Coleoptera; Chrysomelidae
Source: the annotation of a GenBank genome assembly
AUGAAGUUCCUUGAAUUUAAAGUCGCUGUAGCAGAGCUUUUAUUGAAGAGUGAUAAGUCUGAAGACUAUUCAACAGGCAUUUCAACAUUAGCUACUAGGAGCUCUUCAGGUCCUAGACCAUUAUCCCAAAGUUGUUUUUUACAAAACAAUAAGCCAAUCGAACACUUUCCGGCAAUAGCCUCCGAUUUGAAGAACUCCAUGAGAUGCAAAAAUCAAGGUUGUAAACAAAAAACAAAAGUGUUUUGUGAAUUUUGCGAUGUUUUUCUUUGUCUGACAGGGCACAAGAACUGCUUUAAGGAGUUCCACUUGAAAUAA